UUUGGAGGUUUCUUCAUUUCAGACAUUUGGGGAUUUUCCAGACAUCUUUCAGUCACUGGCCUGCACCUCCAUUCUGAGACAGAGAAGGUGACGUUUCUCAGAGCAUGCACCCCGAGGAAGAUGUGCUGUCCUUUCACAGGCGGGACACCCUAGGUCAGGGGACCCAGCGCCCACUUCCCAGCCCUGGUCCCUGUGCCAGCAGCGAGGAGGCCCAGGCAGGCGGGAUGCCUAGCAGUGCUGCCCACAAGGGCCCAGGGACCCUGCCUGCCACCUCCAGGCUUGAUGUGGGGUCACUGCCACACCUGUGGAGCCCAGCAGCGGCCGGGCUGCCUGAGGCUCCGAGGCAGAAGGAGGGGCCGUCGGCCGUCGGGAGCACUGCUGUGUGCCAGCUUCCUGCAUUCCUGCCCGCUGCCUCCUUGGUGGCUGUUGCCUCAACCCAACCCAGCAGGCCAGGUGGCAGCGCUGUGCAACCAGCUACACCGGCUGAGGUGUGGCCUGGGGGUUCCCCUUGCCCAUCUCUGGGCUGAGGCCUGAGGGCCGCCUGAGGUGGGGACCAAGGCCCACAGUCCACAGAAGACCCUGUCCAGUCAGUAGCGGCCUCUUGGAGUUGGCUCUGACCCCCGCAUGCGUCCUGAAGGUCCCCGCACAAUGAGGACCCUGAGGAGGUCUGGGGACUCCGGCCUGGCCUGGGCUGGCCUGGGCUGGCCUGGGCUGGCUGCCGUGUGAAGCUCGCAGGCUGGGCCCAGACCUCCCAUGGGCUGCAGCGGCAUCCUGAGCCCCACGUCCCACUCCUUGGCUGCCCUCUGGGGUUGCGUUCGGGGGACCGUCAGCUCUCGCAUCCCCCUGCCCGGCCCAGGCCCUGUAGGCCUGACCUCUGUGCCAUGACCCCUGCCAGCAGGUGGGGGAGUUGGGCACAGCGCACCUUGGUGGAGACACCUCCAGAACUUGUGUCUAGGCCACCAUCGGUUGGGCGGGGGUGGCCUCCUCCAGCUCCAGGGUUCCUUUGCCUCCCUUCUACACUGCCAGGUGCCAGGCUGGGACUCCAGGUGACCCAGGACCUAGGACCCUGGCCCUGGGCAGGAGGGAAGGCUCCGGCUCCCCAGAGGACUUCCACUUUCCUGGGCCCCACCCUGAGCCAUUGGGCUGGCCAAUCACAGCAGGCCAGCAGGGACUGUCCCCCUGCGGGAGGACCCAGAAACCAUCAGGAAGUGCACAGCCUCCCUCCCUGGCUCCACACUCCCUCCAGCCCCAAGGCCUGCAGCAUCUCUCAGACACUCCGGCAACUGCAGCUAGGGCCAGCGGGCAGGUGGCUCUGGCAGGACCCUGAGCCCAGGCUCCCACCAUGUCAGACUACGAGAACGAUGAUGAGUGCUGGAGCGCCCUUGAGGGCUUCCGCGUGAAGCUCAUCUCCGUCAUCGACCCCUCGCGCAUCACGCCCUACCUGAGGCAGUGCAAGGUCCUGAACCCCGAUGAUGAGGAGCAGGUGCUCAGCGACCCCAACCUGGUCAUCCGCAAGCGCAAAGUGGGUGUGCUCCUGGACAUCCUGCAGCGGACUGGCCACAAGGGCUACGUGGCCUUCCUGGAGAGCCUGGAGCUUUACUACCCACAGCUGUACAAGAAGGUCACAGGCAAGGAGCCGGCGCGCGUCUUCUCCAUGAUCAUCGACGCAUCUGGGGAGUCGGGCCUGACACAGCUGCUGAUGACGGAGGUCAUGAAGCUACAGAAGAAGGUGCAAGACCUGACGGCACUGCUGAGCUCAAAGGAUGACUUCAUCAAGGAGCUUCGCGUGAAGGACAGCCUGUUGCGCAAGCACCAGGAGCGUGUGCGGCGGCUCAAAGAGGAGUGCGAGGCCGGUGGGCGCGACCUCAAGCGCUGCAAGGACGAGAACUACGACCUGGCCAUGCGCCUGGCCCGCCUGAGCGAGGAGAAGGGCGCCGCGCUCAUGCGCACCCGUGACCUGCAGCUGGAGGUGGACCGGCUGCGCCACAACCUCAUGAAGGCGGAGGACGACUGCAAGGUGGAGCGCAAGCACACACUGAAGCUGCGGCACGCCAUGGAGCAGCGGCCCAGCCAGGAGCGGCUGUGGGAGCUGCAGCAGGAGAAGGCCCUGCUGCAGGCGCGGGUGCAGGAGCUGGAGGCCGCGGCGCAGGAGGGGAAGCUGGAGCGAAGCAGCCCCUACAUCCAAGUGCUGGAGGAAGACUGGCGCCAGGCGCUGCGCGAGCACCAGGAGCAAGCCACCACCAUCUUCGCCCUGCGCAAGGACCUCCGCCAAGCCGAGGCCCUCCGCUCCCGGUGCAUGGAGGAGAGGGAGAUGGUCCAGCUGCAGUGCCUGGCCCUGCGCAAGGACUCCAAGAUGUACAAGGAGCGCAUCGAGGCUGUCCUGCAGCAGAUGGAGGAGGUUGCCAUUGAGCGGGACCAGGCCAUGGCCUCUCGGGAGGAGCUGCACGCGCAGUGCGCCCAGAGCCUGCAGGACAAGGACGAGCUCCGCAAACGGGUCCGCGAGCUGGGCGAGAAGGCUGACGAGUUGCAGCUGCAGCUGUUCCAGUGCGAGGGCCGGCUGCUGGCUGCCGAGGCCCGGCUCAAGCAGCAGCAGCUGGACACAUUGGUCCUGAGCUCUGACCUGGAGGACAGCUCGCCCAGGAACUCCCAGGAGAAGCUCUCGCUGCCCCAGGAUCUGGAGGACGAUGGCCAACUCUCGGACAAAGGUGAGGAGGCGGGGGGUACACAGUGUGCCCCUUGGGGAGGGUCCUGGACAGCCUCUGGCCCUAGGCAGGCACAGCCAGGUGACAAACACCCACUCUGCAGAUGGAGAAAAUGAGGCUUGGGGGAUAAGCUAUCAGGUCAAGGACACCCAGAGAGCAAGGAGAGAAUCUGAUGGGAACCUGGGCCCAAUUGAUGGGCGUGUUGCCCAUGAGAACAUGUUCACAGAGCACUGGCUGUGGAGCCCCUCCCUGUGCAGGCCCUGGGAUCACAGAGGGGACCAGGGCUCGCCCCUCACGUCCUCACCCAGCUUCCCUCCAGAGGGAGGCGGCAGUAGGCCACUGUCUAGUGCACAAGGCUAGGAAGUGAGGACCCACCGUGUCCCCGGCAGUAGGGGAGGGACAUGGGUACGUGCUGUCUAUAGAUAGUUCUGGGGCCGUGGGGGAUGAGCAUCUGGGCAGGACCCCACUGCCACUGGUUUUAAAAUUGGGCUCUUCAUCACAGAGACAGGCCUGGGCCUGGGGCUGGCUAGGACAGAAGGGUGCCCCCUGGGGAGACCUGGAGGUGGGAGGAGCUUUGGUGGGGGUUGGUGGGAAGGUGAGGGGCGGCAUAGGGAGGAGGGGCUGGGGGCUUAGAGGCUGUGUGGGAAGUCAGACUUCCCCAGAUCAGCCUGACCCAGCCUCCAAGCAAAGGCAAAAGGGGGAAGAAGCGGCAGCAAAUGGAGAAGUGGGGCCCAGACCGCCCGCCACAGCCAAAGAGAUGUGAACUUGAGGUGGCUGAGCCACGUGGGCAGAGGCGGGCAGGACCCAGGAGCAGCUAGGCAGCGCGAAGGUGGGAGGGC
Molecule: messenger RNA, 3541 nt
Organism: Heterocephalus glaber (naked mole-rat)
Lineage: Eukaryota; Metazoa; Chordata; Mammalia; Rodentia; Bathyergidae
Source: RefSeq, a predicted model, not a curated record